AAUCUAACACCAAACUACACUCCGACAUCUUUCUGCUCUUCCGUCUCCCGCCUGCCGGAGCACCGCCGUGAAGCAGCAAAGCUGCAGUGCUACAUUCGCAAGAAAUUCACCAAAGAAAAUAUAAAAAUGUCAUUUUCCUCGGUAUUAUUUUCCCCAAUUCACUUCCCAUUACCCACCAUCUACAGCCAUAGCUCUCGCCGCCGAGGCAUUUCAGUAACAGCCGCAAUUCCACCAUUUUCCGCAGUUGCAGACCUCUCUGCAGCUUCCGACACCAUCGACGGCACCACGAUCGCAGUUAUUGGAGGCGGUUCCGUCGCCGCGCUCGCUGCCGUUCUGUCCCUCACCGACCCGGAGAAGCGGCGGCAAAUGCAGGCGGAGGAGGUCGGCGGAGGGGACAAGGAAGUGGUUCGGGAGUACUUCAACAACGACGGUUUUCAGAGAUGGAGAAGGAUUUACGGAGACGCCGACGACGUUAAUCGAGUGCAGAAGGACAUUAGGUUAGGGCAUUCGAAAACGGUGGAGAAUGUGAUGAAGAUGUUGCUGGAUGAGGGACCACUGAAUGGAGUCUUGGUGUGCGAUGCAGGUUGCGGUACUGGUUCCUUAUCGAUUCCGCUGGCGAAGGAAGGGGCCAUUGUGGCGGCGAGUGAUAUCUCAGCCGCCAUGGUUGCCGAGGCUGAGAAGCAGGCAAGCGAAGAGCUUCUUCAAGGGAAGGACGAACUUCCCACUGGACUCGUGUUACCUAAAUUUGAAGUGAAGGACUUGGAGAGCUUGGAUGGAAAGUACGACACAGUUGUAUGCCUAGAUGUUUUAAUACACUAUCCACAACAUAAGGCUGAUGGUAUGAUUGCCCACUUGACUUCUUUGGCCAAGGAUCGUUUAAUUCUAAGUUUUGCGCCGAAGACAUUUUACUAUGAUUUACUGAAGAGAGUAGGAGAGUUAUUCCCCGGACCUUCAAAGGCUACGAGGGCAUAUCUUCAUGCUGAGGCAGAUAUAGAGAGGGCGUUGAAAAAGGUUGGGUGGCGUAUAAGAAAGAGAGGUUUGAUCACCACACAGUUUUACUUUUCUCGAAUUGUUGAGGCCAUUCCUGCUUAAGCUGAAAGAGAGGUUAGACAUGAUUUUUUAGAAGUUUAUCUCAAUUUAUAACCUCCUAAAUCUGCUCAUUCAUCCUUGCGUUAUCCAUGCCACGUGUAAUAGAUAAGUUUAUGUAAUCAUUUGUACAACUUGUGUGGAAAUUUUUGCUAGCUAAUGCUGUCUUUAAGUGUAAAGUUGUUCCCUGAGAUUCAGAAUCUUUAUGUAUAUUCUGGUUCUACUCUUACCAUGUUUGACCCAUGCUUUUCGAUAUUCUUGGUUUACUUCUUCCUCA
This is a messenger RNA of Andrographis paniculata, 1363 nucleotides long. Its product is annotated as magnesium protoporphyrin IX methyltransferase, chloroplastic. The record is from RefSeq and is a predicted model, not a curated record. The transcript is spliced from 2 exons. Bases 127 to 1092 code for a protein of 321 amino acids. Gene Ontology annotation, molecular function: magnesium protoporphyrin IX methyltransferase activity. NCBI's taxonomy places the organism in Eukaryota, Viridiplantae, Streptophyta, Magnoliopsida, Lamiales, Acanthaceae. Gene Ontology annotation, biological process: chlorophyll biosynthetic process.